Messenger RNA from Aspergillus caelatus, 720 nucleotides. Its product is annotated as SDR family oxidoreductase. Bases 1 to 720 code for a protein of 239 amino acids. Lineage: Eukaryota; Fungi; Ascomycota; Eurotiomycetes; Eurotiales; Aspergillaceae. The transcript has a single exon. Gene Ontology annotation, molecular function: oxidoreductase activity, acting on the CH-OH group of donors, NAD or NADP as acceptor. The record is from RefSeq and is a predicted model, not a curated record.
AUGAUUGUCGCAUUGGUAACUGGCGCCAACUCAGGCAUUGGCGAAGCUGUGGCACGUCAGCUAGCGCGCCAACCGGAUCACCAUGUGAUCCUCACCUCACGAAACCCCGAAGCCGGAGAAAAGGUCGCAGCAUCCAUUGUUGCAGAAGGCCACUCGGCUUCGUCCGUCCAAUUGGACUUGGCCUCGGACACGUCUAUCGCAGCGGCUGCCAAGCAUAUCCAAGAGGUUUACGGCAAACUGGAUAUCCUCGUUAACAACGCCGGGACAGCGGUCGACCACCGCUCUGAUCUGUCUGUGCGGGAGAAUCUGAGCAUGACUUUCGAUACGAAUGUCUUCGGAACCGCUGUCCUGACCGAUGCGCUCCUCGACCUUCUCCGUCAGUCCACUGCACCACGGGUCGUCUUCGUUUCCUCUAGCCUCGGCUCACUUGCGCUCUCGAAUGACGAAAAUUGGCCGUAUUACCAUAUGAUCUCGAAGUCCUACAAAAGCAGCAAGGCCGCCGUGAAUAUGCUCGUCCUGCAUUAUUCCAGGGCUCUUCGGGAUGCCAAUGGGCUAGUCAAUUCGGUAUGCCCUGGUUUGGUUAAGACUAAGAUGAAUGGAUAUGCAGAGGAUGGGGUGACACCGGAUGUUGGUGCGCGCAGGAUUGUGGAACUGGCGUUGGUGGGUGCUGAUGGACCUACUGCCACCUUUUCAGAUAGGGAUGGGUCUAUCCCUUGGUGA